UAAACUACCAUGAUACCGGUUUGAAUACUGCAGUACACGAAUUAUGUGUACAAAAUUACGAGCGUAUGGCCGCAUGUGUACAAAAUUAUUGGUGGUUAUGUUGCUGAACAUGAUAAAUACAUUUCCUUAUUUGAAGUAAGCAAAACCAAAUCAACGAUAACAGAAGCAAGAUCAAUAGAAGGUAUGUAUAUAUCUCAUUAUCUGAAGUAAGGAAAACCAAAUCAACAAAAAAACGGAAGAAAAAUCAAUAGAAAGGAUUCAGAUAAUAAGAGACAUGGAUGCUUUCCUCCUACUUCCUGUUACAUCUCCACCCAUCCCUCAUAAUCAUAUUCAUCCCCUUCUCCAACCGAGCCUGGUCGUCUCCGUCCCCAAGAUAACCACCCCGGCCACCCACACACUCCAGUAGGCAGUAGCGACUCCACUCCCAGCCGCGCGCGGACGUACAACGCCAUCCAACUAUCAGCAAUGCCUCCCUCGGCUCGCCUCCUUUCCUUUUUCCUCGUCCUCCUCUUCCACCUCCCCUUCUCUCUCUCCUUCCGCAACCACCACCGCAGCCCCUCCCCCUCGCCGGCGUCCUCCGACGCGGCGCCGCUCGCCGUCCUGCUCGCCUGCAACGCCACCCGCUUCCAGCCCGCCUGCGUCUCCACCCUCUCCAGCGCCGGCGCCGACUCAUCCACCUCCGACCUCCUCGCCGCCACCCUCGCCGCGCUCCGCGCGCGCCUUCCGCCCGCCGUCUCCACCGCUAAGUCCGUCCUCGCCGCCGCCUCCAACGUGAACCUCUCCAACGCGGCCACCAACUGCCUCACCUUCCUCGCGCUCUCCUCCCACCGCCUCUCGCCGUCCCCCUCGCCGUCGCUCCUCUCCGCCUCCACCGCGCUGCUCCACCUCUACGACUGCUGGUCCGCCUACAAGUACGUCAACUUCUCCCGGACCAUCUCCGACGCCAUGGCCUACCUCGACGACACCAUCGCCGUCAACAGCAACUACAUCUCCAUGCUCGCCGCGCGGCAGCGCUACGGCGACGACACCUCCCGCUGGGCCCCGCCGCAGACCGAGCGCGACGGGUACUGGCCCCCCGCGGCGGCGGCCGCGGAGGCUGACAUGGACGCGCUUGGAGUGCCCAAGGGGCUGCCGGCGCGCGUGACGGUGUGCGGGGCCGGGUGCGACUACAAGACGGUGCGGGAGGCGGUGGCGGCGGCGCCGGACUACGGCGCCGCGAUGUUCGUGGUGCAUGUGAAGGAGGGGGUGUACAGGGAGACGGUGACCGUGCCGUGGGAGAAGACGAACGUGGUGGUCGUGGGCGACGGCAUGGGGCGGACGGUCAUCACCGGCAAUCUCAACGCCGACACGCCCGGCGUCUCCACCUUCAACACCGCUACCGUAGGCGUUCUCGCGGACGGCUUCAUGGCGCGCGACAUGACGAUCGCCAACACCGCGGGUCCGGACGCGCACCAGGCCGUGGCCUUCCGCUCGACGGGGGACCGCACGGUGCUGGACACCGUGGAGCUCCUGGGCCACCAGGACACGCUGUACGCGCACGCCAUGCGCCAGUUCUACACCCGGUGCCGCGUCUCCGGGACCGUCGACUUCGUGUUCGGCAACUCGGCCACGCUGCUGCACGACACCGCCCUCAUCGUCCUGCCCCGGCAGCUGCAGCCCGAGAAGGGCGAGAACGACGCCGUCACCGCGCAGGGCCGCACCGACCCCGCCCAGCCCACGGGGAUCGUGCUCCGCGGAUGCGUCGUCAACGGCAGCGACGAGUACAUGGCGCUGUACCACCAGAAGCCCGACGUGCACCGUGUCUACCUGGGCCGCCCCUGGAAGGAGUACUCGCGGACCGUGUACGUCGGGUGCACACUCGCGGAGAUGGUGCAGCCGCAGGGGUGGCUAGCGUGGAACGGGGACUUCGCGCUCAAGACGCUCUACUACGGCGAGUUCGACAGCGCAGGCCCCGGCGGACGCGACGCGAGCCGGAGGGUGCCGUGGAGCAGCCAGGUGCCCAAGGACCACGUGGACGCGUACAGCGUCGCCAACUUCAUUCAGGGACACGAGUGGAUACCCAAAGUGUAAGUAAAAGUGUAAAACUGGUACUCCUAUAGGGUCGAUGCAUUAAGAAUUUAAGAUGGUGCCGUCGACGUGGAGUGCUGCGUUUAAGAAUGCAAGUGAUCAGCAAUGAACCGGCGAAAUCUCGGCCCCGUACGCGCGAAUCACGAUGACCGUGAAAUCUUGCACAAGCAGUCGUUAAUCUCAGAAACGAACUCGAGAAUUGGCGGUCGUGGCCGGAAGAGUGGCUUGGAAGAACGGCGGAACGAAGCGGUGGCGUGGCAGAGCAUGAAUACGACUCCCCACUUCAGCACGUCGUGUCAAACAACAUCAUCAUCUCGUAGCUUUAUGCUCUAGCUCGUGGUGGUCCAUGUCCAUCACCGCAACACUGCAUGCAUGCUUUCUAUUGCAG
This is a messenger RNA of Phragmites australis (common reed), 2455 nucleotides long. RefSeq names its product probable pectinesterase/pectinesterase inhibitor 51. The transcript has 2 exons. Gene Ontology annotation, biological process: cell wall modification. The record is from RefSeq and is a predicted model, not a curated record. Gene Ontology annotation, molecular function: pectinesterase activity; pectinesterase inhibitor activity. NCBI's taxonomy places the organism in Eukaryota, Viridiplantae, Streptophyta, Magnoliopsida, Poales, Poaceae. The coding region runs from base 466 to 2070 and encodes 534 amino acids.